CAAUACGUCUGUCAAUCAAGCAAUGAAGUAGGCGUGGCCAAAAACUGACGAGCAACCCGGUCUGCAUGCGACGAUUUUGGCAGCGGCGACCAAUGAGUGCUAGUAUUCGGAGCUCCGGUGGUUUGGUAUUGCGUUUCGCAACAGUAAACACAAGAGAGGCCAGACCGAGUUUCGCGGCGUGACAGGCAUAUUUACCGGCAUCUGCGGGGCAAGCCACACGACACUGAGAGAGGCUCUCGACUGUACCCGCCUCCGCGGAGCACGCGUUCGGGAAACGGACUCUACAACCAACCCCGGCCACCCUAUAACUCGUGUGUACGUCAGUUCCAAGCAACAUGGGCACACGCUACCACCUCUUGCUAGCGUUACAAGUGCUGGUCCUCACCGCAACGGCACAAGCCUAUCGCAGCCGCUGUGACAGGCACUCGUGCCACCCGCCGCCCGGGAACCUGGCUAUCGGACGGCAGCUGCGGACCACCACCACCUGCGGGGAGAACGGCGGAGAACACUUCUGCUCCAUCUCCUCCUCCUCCGCCUGCUCCAAGGUGAAGUGCUACAAGUGCCACUCCGGGAGGAAGAACCGACAACACCAGCCCAGGUACAUGACCGACACCGGCGCCGGCCACCGCGGGACCUGGUGGCAGUCCAGGAACAACGGCGGCGCCGAGACCGUGCAGCUGGACCUGGAGAGCCGCUUCUACUUCACGCAUCUCGUCAUGGUGUUCCGCACGCCGCGCCCGGCCGCCAUGGUGCUGGAAAGGUCGUCCGACUACGGGAAGACGUGGAGAACGUACAGCUACUUCGCGCGAAACUGCACGGAGACCUUCGGGCUUAGGGAGGGGGUGAACCCCGAAGGAAGCCUGUGUACGUCCCGGUACUCCGACCCGGACCCGUGUACUAGAGGAGAGGUGAUCUUCCGGGUCCUGCCCGUGGGGAGUAACCACAGCAUCAGCGACCCCUACAGUCUCCACGCACAGGACCUCAUGACUAUCACCAACAUCAGGAUGCGCCUACUCAAACGGCAGUCCUGUAGCUGUCCCGCUGAGCAGGUCCAGGAGAAGCCGUACAAGUUUGCUCACUUCGCGGUGUAUAACCUCAUCAUCAGCGGCAGCUGCUUCUGUAACGGACAUGCCGACAUCUGCGUACCCAUCGACGGGAGGAAGGUGGUCGGACCGGGAGGACAGAGCGCUCUUCUUAAGGUGAAUGGAAAGUGUGUGUGUCGACACAACACAGCAGGAGUGAACUGCGAGCGCUGCGCUCCUCUGUACAACGACCAGCCCUGGAAACCUGGCAACGGACGCACUGGCAAGAAGAACAUGUGUGAAAAAUGUGAUUGCAACAGCCACGCUGACAGCUGCCAUUUUGACCUGAACGUGUGGCGGGCGACCAAUGGGAAGACGGGAGGGGUGUGUGACGACUGUCAGCACAACACCAUGGGCAGGAGGUGUCACCGCUGCCGACCUGGGUACUACCAGGACCACUCCAGGGACAAGGCACAUCCCGAGAUCUGUAAAAAAUGUGAAUGUGACCCGGUUGGUACGGUCGAUGGCGUAUCUGGGAAGCGGCCCUGCAACAUGCUCACCGGCAGGUGUAAGUGUAAACACGGCGUGACCGGCGCCAGGUGCGACCGCUGCAAACCCAACUACUGGGGCUUCGGGAAGAUCCGGUACGGCUGCCAGAAGUGCAACUGUGGUUCAAAGGACAUCUGUGACCUGGAGACCGGGGCCUGUCGACCAAUCAAGGAAGAGACAGAGCCAGACUUUCAACAGUACAUCUCACUACAGAGAACAGAUCACUGCAAAUGUCUCGAAGAGACUCUAAAGGAUCCGGAGCUUCUGUGUGACAAGCAUUACGACUUUGCCUUGCGAGCGACAGUUAAGGAUGCCCACGACCUUGGCGCGCACGUUGCUGUGACCGUCCAGAUCCGGAAGGUCAUCCUGUCGAAGAACGUGUCUGUGGAGAAAGGCGAGGCGAAGGUCUGGCCGACGUCGUGGGCGGAGCACGGCUGCACCUGUCCCAUCAUGAACGUCGGCGAGGAAUACCUGCUCACAGGGUUCGAGGACGUCGAGAACGGACGCCUGAUCGUGAAUGAGACCAGCUACGUGAAGGAGUGGGCGCAGGCUACGACGAGAGACAUCACCAGAGUACUGAGAAAAGUCUGCACAUGAUGUACAAACUAGUAUAGGAACAUAGACAACUUAUUACAAUAAUACAGUGCAAAUACUGCCGAAUCUCUUUGGUCAAUGAAUCAGUCCUUCUCGUCUUCAGUUUCAUUUUUCGCGGCUACAAGACAACAACGUAUAGGCGGAUCUGAUACAGCUUAACACAAUUCUUAUGCCUCCAAGUUAAGUCAGUGAUUUCUGUCCUGAGUUUCAUUGCUCUAGGCUUUCAAUCUGUUUAAGUUUGUAAAUAAGAUAUUCUUAAAAACUGGAAACAAUUAUUGGGGUCGUUUUCCAAUGUCUAGAGGUAUAAUAUCCAUGGUAUCAUCACAAGGGAUGUACAGAAUAUAAUUUACACCACUGACUCUUGUACAUGUAGGCUACACUCAAAAAGUACCAAACACGCAUAGAAAAUAGUAAAACAAAACUUAUAAGAAAAAUAAUACAUUGUACCAGUAUUUCUGCAAUGCUUGCAUGUGAUCAAUACAGUACCUUUUCAACAACUGUUCUUGCAAUAAAUAUACUGUAAUAUUCAAACAUUAAGUAUGUAAAUAUUGGGAACUACUGAUGAUGAUAGAGCCUCUUGGGUACAUGGCAGUAAUACACUGCUUGAUACAAAAAAGGAUACAUCAAUUUUAAAUACAUGUA
Messenger RNA from Branchiostoma belcheri (Belcher's lancelet), 2807 nucleotides. RefSeq names its product netrin-4-like. The coding region runs from base 336 to 2168 and encodes 610 amino acids. Gene Ontology annotation, molecular function: protein binding. The record is from RefSeq and is a predicted model, not a curated record. Gene Ontology annotation, biological process: basement membrane assembly; substrate adhesion-dependent cell spreading; cell migration. The transcript is spliced from 9 exons. Lineage: Eukaryota; Metazoa; Chordata; Leptocardii; Amphioxiformes; Branchiostomatidae. Gene Ontology annotation, cellular component: laminin trimer.